Fusarium falciforme is the source of this 420-nucleotide messenger RNA. RefSeq names its product HET domain-containing protein. The transcript is spliced from 2 exons. Lineage: Eukaryota; Fungi; Ascomycota; Sordariomycetes; Hypocreales; Nectriaceae. The record is from RefSeq and is a predicted model, not a curated record. Bases 1 to 420 code for a protein of 139 amino acids.
AUGUUGGACCAAGAUGACAAGGCAGAGUAUGGCUUCGAUACCGAGGGCUACGACAAGGCUCUUGCCUAUAAGAAGCGGUUCCUUCUCGACACGGGAGAGGACAAUCUUGUUCUGCAGCACAUUCCCCAUAAAGAAAAGCCUUUGCAAGCUGCGUAUGAGCCGUCGCGGUGGAAGAACCCUGUUUGGAGAGGGGAUACAGGUGCGAAGGUUAGCCUGAAGGACAUACCUGCGGCGCUGCUAGUGCCAGAGAUGCAGUUCUCGCUAUUGGCCCUGUGGACUAGCAUCGCAGAACUUUCAUUUGAGAAUGACACGAGCAUGCCCGAGGAUAGCGAUUGGAAGGAGAUCUAUGGCUUGUGGGUCGAUGAAGAUACAAAAAUGGACGUGAUCUGGGACCAGUAUCCGGAGUUCAUCAGGGACUGA